AUAAUUUUUUUUCUUUCAGAAUACUUAUACAGUUACAAAAUUGAUAGGAGAAAUAUAAGCCUACAACCUAGGGGUUUGAUCAACAGGAGCACAUUCUGUUAUAUAAACUCCAUAUUACAAGCCCUACUAGCAUGUUCACCAUUAUGCCAAUUACUAAAAGGACUUAAUUAUAUUUCGAAUGGAAUCAUCAUCUCAACACCUUGCAUCGAAAUCAUGUGCGAAUUCUUCAGCCAAUUUAAGGAGUUAUCUGAUUCACCUGAAACUCGUUUAUCGAAAAAAAAUAAAAAUAAACGAAGAAACUUCGAUGCCUAUUGUGGAGAUUCCCUCGAAGUUUCAUCUUUCUACAAAAUUCUGAAUGGUAGCAGAAGUGACACUUUCCUGAUUGAAGGGCAGCAAGAAGAUGCCGAAGAAUUUCUGGGUCUCCUUUUGAAUGGGCUCAACUAUGAAAUGAAAAGUAUGAUGAACAUGUUUAAGAGGGAAGACGAAGAAACAACCAACCAAACUCCUAUACAGAAUAUUUUUGGUGGAAAACUUCUAUCAAAUAUCCAUAAAAAAGGUGAGGAAUCUACGUCGAAUACCCAACCGUUCUUCACCCUUCAAUUGGAUAUUGAAAGGGCCACUACAAUCUUUGAAGCCCUCAAACAUCUCACAGACGUCAACAAAAUCUAGGGUUUCAUUUCUUCAAAAUCCAAGCAAAACAUCGAGGCCUGGCAACAGGUAUUUAUUGAACAGCUGCCUGUAGUUCUAGUGCUACAUUUGAAAUAAUUUCAAUUUGACUGGAAUGGCGACUGUUCGAAGAUAACAAAAAAAGGUAGUUACCCGAUGAAUCUCCAAAUUGAUUCAAAAAUUCUUUCGGAGGGAACCAACCGU
This is a messenger RNA of Coccinella septempunctata (seven-spotted ladybird), 870 nucleotides long. RefSeq names its product ubiquitin carboxyl-terminal hydrolase 10-like. The transcript is spliced from 3 exons. The record is from RefSeq and is a predicted model, not a curated record. Gene Ontology annotation, molecular function: cysteine-type deubiquitinase activity; cysteine-type endopeptidase activity. Gene Ontology annotation, cellular component: cytosol; nucleus. The coding region runs from base 214 to 669 and encodes 151 amino acids. Gene Ontology annotation, biological process: regulation of autophagy; DNA damage response, signal transduction by p53 class mediator; protein deubiquitination. Lineage: Eukaryota; Metazoa; Arthropoda; Insecta; Coleoptera; Coccinellidae.